AUGGCGGGAUCUCCGAUCCGUCGUCGGAGGGUUUUCCGUUUUCUGCUCACUGCUCUCCUUCCGCUCCUCUCUGCAGGCUCAGCGUAUUAUGAUAACGUCCGUCCUUUGGCCUACCCGGACUCGGACGCUGUGCUCAUCUGUUUCGACAUCAGCCGCCCGGAGACCCUGGACAGUGUGCUCAAGAAGUGGCAAGGGGAAACUCAGGAGUUCUGCCCCAACGCGAAGAUCGUGCUGGUUGGCUGCAAGCUGGACAUGCGGACAGACCUAAACACGCUCCGGGAGCUCUCCAAGCAGCGCCUCAUCCCCGUGACGCACGAGCAGGGCAGUGCGCUGGCACGGCAGAUCGGGGCAGUGGCCUAUGCAGAGUGCUCCUCCAAGGUCUCGGAGAACAGCGUACGGGAUGUCUUUCACGUGACCACGCUUGCCUCGGUCAACAGGGUGCACAAGAACUUGAAGCGCAGCAACUCCAAACGGGGACUGAAGCGGGCAUCACAGAUGCCUGGCAGGACGGACUUACUGAAUGACACAGAGAUCAGGAAAGACCGAGCCAAGAGCUGCUCCAUCAUGUGAAAAACAGGCUGUAAAUAACGCGUGUGUGUUGUCCAUUUUGUACAGUAACUGGCUGAGACAGGGGCAUGGUGCUGGCUGCAGGAGCCAGCCUGCCUUUCCAAAGCCUUUCUCUCGGUCUCUAGGGCUGAGCAAAGGUCCCAGCUGCAAACUGGGGUGCACGAGUCGCCCCCCACCGUGGAGACUUCUGGGUUGGCUGCUGCUGUGCGGAUUGCUUGGGGUGAAGGAACCACUUGGCAGAGGAGUAUUCAGGUGCUGGAAGGUCUGUGAGUGGGUGAAACAAAGCAAAAGGGAGUGAUCCUAUGUGGGUGCCACCCUCCUGUACCCCUGGCUCAGCCUCUGCGCCUGUGUGCAGCU
Messenger RNA from Egretta garzetta (little egret), 924 nucleotides. It is a transcript of the gene RND2, whose product is annotated as Rho family GTPase 2. The transcript is spliced from 4 exons. Gene Ontology annotation, molecular function: GTPase activity; GTP binding. Bases 1 to 570 code for a protein of 189 amino acids. The record is from RefSeq and is a predicted model, not a curated record. Gene Ontology annotation, biological process: small GTPase-mediated signal transduction. NCBI's taxonomy places the organism in Eukaryota, Metazoa, Chordata, Aves, Pelecaniformes, Ardeidae.